Molecule: messenger RNA, 751 nt
Organism: Physeter macrocephalus (sperm whale)
Lineage: Eukaryota; Metazoa; Chordata; Mammalia; Artiodactyla; Physeteridae
Product: olfactory receptor 10V1-like
Exons: 2
Coding region: 1-468 (155 amino acids)
Biological process (GO): G protein-coupled receptor signaling pathway
Cellular component (GO): membrane
Molecular function (GO): olfactory receptor activity; odorant binding; G protein-coupled receptor activity
Source: RefSeq, a predicted model, not a curated record
AUGAAGGGUGCAAACCAGACUGGAAUGAUUCACUUCCACCCCUUCUCCAAACUCCCCGAGGUACAGAUGCUGAUUUUCGUGACCUUCCUGAUUACGUACCUGGUCAGCAUCAGCGGCAACCUCUCCAUUUCUCUCAUCAUCUGGAUUGACCGUUCUCUCCACACCCCCGUGUACUUCCUCCUGGCCAACUUGGCAGCUCCGGAGAUGUGCUACUCUUCCACCGUUGCCCCUCUGACUCUGACAAGCACCCUGUCCAUGGAGAAAACCCUCAUCUCCCUGCGUGGCUGCGGUGCCCAGAUGUCCUUCUUCAUAUUCCUGGGCAGCGCUGACUGCAUUCUGCUGGCCGUCAUGGCCUAUGACAGGGCACGUGGGGUCUUAUUUCCCCAAUCAAGGAUUGAACCUGCGCCCCCUGCAGUGGAAGCAUGGAGUCUUAAUCGCUGGACCACCAGGGAAGUCCCUACUUUGUGACUUUUAGAGGGAGAUGUAGCAGUGUACGUCAUUAUCACUAUCCUCAGCAUCAAGUGAAAAGUCUGUGCUCGGCUUUGGACUUCUCUCCAGAUGUAGUUCUCAGGUUCUUAGCAUUGCACAUAUGGGCAGCGGCAGAGCUAAGAAUAAGAGGCAAAUCAAACCAGGACCAUCCCAGUCAUGAUUCCCGUUAUGUAAAUGCUGAGUCUGUGCCGCUUUGAAUUAUUUAUCUUUCAUCCUAAAUUAUCUUCCAGGGAAAAGUGAUAGGGAAAGCACUAGAGAUUUA